Molecule: messenger RNA, 3885 nt
Organism: Diorhabda sublineata
Lineage: Eukaryota; Metazoa; Arthropoda; Insecta; Coleoptera; Chrysomelidae
Gene: Ilk
Product: integrin-linked protein kinase
Exons: 3
Coding region: 239-1588 (449 amino acids)
Biological process (GO): protein phosphorylation; substrate adhesion-dependent cell spreading; cell-matrix adhesion
Cellular component (GO): focal adhesion; stress fiber
Molecular function (GO): protein binding; protein kinase activity; ATP binding
Source: RefSeq, a predicted model, not a curated record
GUUGGUAACAAGAAGUUUUUAUUAGGCAGCUAAAUGUCACCAGAGAAAGUAGUAUAUUUUUUAGAAUAAAUAAAUUUAAAGAAUUAUGUUUAUAAUGAUUUGAUAAUUUAUAUCAGUGUUUGUGGUUAAGAAGUGCUUCCUUUAUAAUUACCUAAUAUCUACGUAUUAUACAUAUCUAUUUUGUUAACGAAACUUCUCAGAAUAAACGCCCAGAUAAAUUUUAAACACAAUACUAGAUAUGGAAGAUAUAUUUCAAUGGUGCAAAGAAGGGAAUGCCCUACAAGUGAGGGUUUGGCUAGAUGAACCCGAACAUGAUAUGAACCAAGGAGAUGAUCAUGGAUUCAGUCCACUGCAUUGGGCGGCAAUGAAGGGUUUCAAUAAAAUAGUUGAAAUGCUUCUACUAAGGGGAGCACGAGUUAAUGCCACAAACAGAGGAGAUGAUACUCCAUUACAUAUGGCAGCUGCUCAUGGUCACAGGGAGAUUGUAAACAUGCUUCUCCGGCAAAAAGCUGAUAUCAAUUUCACAAACGAACACGGGAAUUCACCAUUACAUUAUGCGUGCUUCUGGAGCUAUUCAGAUAUAGCAGAAGAUCUAGUACAUCAUGGUGCGAAGGUAGCCAUCGCCAACAAAUAUGGUGAAACACCUCUUGAUAAAUGUAAGGGAAAUCUUACAAAAGUUCUUCAUGAUAUUGCAGUAGAAUCUGGUCAAGAUCUGAAAAAAAUUAAAUUCAAAGAUCAGAGUUGGUUAGGUUUAAAAACCAGAUCUAGAGAUGCUACAUUAUCCCGUCACAAGGGUAUACAUAUUAAAGAAUUGGAAAUGAAAAGGAAAAUAAGUGAAACACAUAGCGGAGUCACUUAUAUUGGUAGGUGGCAAAAUAAUGACAUAGUUGCCAAGAUUCUUAAGGUGCGUGAUGUUACCUCCCGAAUUUCAAGAGAUUUUAAUGAGGAAUUUCCUAAACUACGGAUAUUCUCCCAUCCUAAUAUUCUCCCUGUUAUCGGUUGUUGUAACAGUCCUCCGCAUUUGAUCGUUAUAAGUCAGUAUCUACCAUUAGGAUCAUUGUAUAAUGUUUUACAUGAAGGUAGUGGUGGUCUUGUAGUAGAUACAAUACAAGCUUUACGUUUUGCAAUAGAUAUAGCAAGAGGAAUGGCUUUUCUACAUAGUUUAGAAAGAACAACUCCUGAAUACUUCCUGAAUAGUCGUCAUGUUAUGAUUGACGAUGACUUAACAGCAAGACUAAGUAUGGCCGAUGCUAAAUUCAGUUUUCAGGAAAAAGGUAGAAUUUACUAUCCAGCAUGGAUGUCUCCAGAAGCACUUCAAAAGAAAAUUACAGAUCGCAAUUGGGAAGCUUCUGAUAUGUGGAGCUAUGCUAUUUUACUUUGGGAGUUGGCUACUAGGGAAGUACCUUUUGCCGACCAAAGUCCUAUGGAAGUUGGCAUGAGAAUUGCUUUGGAGGGUUUGAGAAUAAGUAUCAAACCAGGAAUAUCAUCACAUUUGAUCAAGUUGAUAAAUAUCUGUAUGAACGAGGAUCCUGGUAAAAGACCUACUUUUGAUAUGAUUUUACCUAUUUUGGAAAGAAUGGUUCGUUGAUAUGUCCGUACCUAUUUGUUCACAAUUAUUUAAUUAAUUCAGAAUAACUAAUUAAAAUCGAUUUUAUUAACAUCACCUUUGAAAUAUGUUUUCCUUUCAAAGAAUACAAAUAGGGCUCAUACCAGAAAAAAAAAUUACUCAGUAUUUCACAAUUGCCUUUUUCUAUUGUAUCCCAACUAUUUAUCAAUAGUAUAUUAUUGGCCAGUGUAUAAUAACUCAUUUUACCUGAGUAGAAUACUAUAUUUGUCAAAACUCAUUACUCUACAAAUCAUUACAUCCAUUAUUAAAGCAACCAUGAAUUACAAAAGGUAAUGAAAUAACUAUGUGUUCAAUCUCGUCGCUUGUCAUAAUUUGACAAUGCUCUUCAUCUGAUCCUCCCAACCAGGUGUGAACAUUAGCUGAUAUCAGAUCAUCAGGCUGGUCUACAAGUUGUUCAAUCAUUGCAUCUCUUAAGUUGUUUAGCUCAACAUCUGUAAUAUUUUAAUAAAAUCAAAAAGGCUACAAUUCGCCCCUGAACAAACAAUAGUUUUAACUGAAACUUUUUCCUAUGCGUUUGAAAGGUUAAAAACAUUAUCAGAUUUGUUUCUUUGAAGUUGUUUACGACUCUCCCCUGUUUUGACAAACCGCUGAAUACAAUGUUUUUUUGUAACUUGUUUUUUAUGGUUUGGAUCACAUUUUGGUCCAUUGGUUGCAGCAAUGGUGUUACUUUUGGAGGUAAAAAUAGAACAAUAAUUUUACCAUCAUCAGAUUUUAAUUCAUCAAGAUAUCCAGGACAAUUGUCGAGAAGUGAAAUCAUUCUGGUAAAAGAGGUUUUGUCAUCCAUUAGUGUAUAAAACUGGCAGUUAAACGUUUUUGAAAGCCAUUGGCUUUUUUGUGUUCCCUAAUCACCUAACCAGCAAUUCUAAUUUAUGCGUUUCACUAACAUUAAAACAUGGUAUAAAAGUUAUUCUAUCCUUUGUCAACUUGCUACCUGGAGCACUGGUUUCCUAUGAACAAAUGUUUUUUUGCCAAAGACGCGAUAACAAACCACUGUUUUCUGGAUUGGAAAUCUGAUCUUGACCUAGAUCCAUUUCAUUCACAGUUUCUUAAAAAUUUUAAACAAAACAUGAAAGCUUUCUCCCAGUUAAAGUCAAAAAUCUAAAUCCAAAGUGUCAUUUGAAUUUAUCUAACCACCUAACCCUUGCAAGUAAAGUUGUCCUUUUUCAUAAUUCGCCUGAUAAAGAUGUGUGACGGCUCCUUUCUUGCAUAAAGUGCAUCUUCAACUUGCAGAAAUUCACCUACUUUUAAUGUCUGUCUUACAUUGGAAGAUGAUUCACUAGUACUUCUCUUGCAAAAUGAUUAAAUUUGUUUCUUUGCACGCCCAAUAUUCCUUAGACAUAGUAACCAACCUUUCACCAUUUUCUGAACGAUUUAAAAUUGCAUACUUUUUAUCUGAAGUCAGCGCAACAUGCUUACGUUUUCCCGACAUUACACUGCACUUAUAAUUUAUACUGUAUUGUACUUAAAACACUGUCAUCACUUAAAUAACCCGUGACAAUCACACUGUACACAAUUACACAUAGCAGACGUGGCUUUUAAUGUUUCACAAGUUUAGACAUAAACAUUUACCAACUCAUCGACGGGAACACAGCACAAUUACUGGAUGUGCCUAAAUAUUGAAAUGUCGGUUUAUAGAGACAGUACUGUGCUUUCAUUGACUUUUCCAACAAUAAAUUUAAUAAAGCAACUUCAUUAUCUCUAAUUUAAAUCUGAGAAAUCUACUCAUACUAACAAUAAGUUUGAUACAUUUGAACCAAAUUUAUUUCGAUUUAAAAGGUACAUAGAUUUAUAAAUUAUUUUGAAGAACAUGGUUUGUUAAAAAACAAAUAUUCAGUGGCUUACUAAUUUUAAAAACUAAUUUUUUGUAGCAAAACAAAAUAUUAUUGUUAAAUCAAUGAAGAAUCUGACAAUAGUGAUUAAAAUGAAUACAUUUUAAUCACUAUUGUAAAUACAUUUUAAUCACUUCCCGUGAUUAAAGGGUAUUAUUAGGGUCGAGCAAUCAGACGUAUAAUGGGUACAUUAUAUAACAGUCAUGAAUAAAAAUUAUUAUUUAAAUGAAAAUAUUCCAGAGUGCCUCUAAAAUCAAGUCUCAUUGCCUGUAACAUAGCUUUUAUAUAUAUACAAAAUAUUUUUGCUUCUAAAGUAAUUCAUGUAUUUAUUUAAAUUUUUUAAAUGUUUUGUAUAAUAAUGAAUUUUAAUUAUUAUUUUUUAACUCUGUAUAUAUUAAAAGUCUAAUUAAAAAAAAUGAUUAACAGAAA